UCAUUAAAAUCUUGGUGUAUUUCCAGACAUAUAAUUUCCUUAGAGGAAUCGGCUAUCAGGGUCAAGGAAGAGGAGGAACAUAUGUGUUCAACUGGAACAAUUUCAAUUUCCCACUGCCUAGCGUUACAUCUCUUCCUCAAAGUGGUUACACAACUGAAAAUGGAGUUAUCGUCCCAUACUUAUCUGCUUUCUUGAAAAUUGCUGAUUCUGAUCCCAGAAUAACCAAUUCUGGAAUUAUUGAUGAGGACCAGUUGAAAGUUAUUGGCUGUGUUGUUUCUACUGAUGGAUUCUCAUUUAAACCUGGCUUGGUAUUGGACAAAAGGACAAAACAUGUUGUUGGUACAACUGAUAGCAUAGACAAGGAUUACACAAUUGUCCAUGAAAAUAUUGACCCUAUAAUACUGAAAAACAAGUACAUAACUGAAAAUAAUAGCACUUGUUUAGAAACAAUAGAUGGAAUGCUUGGGUUACCAAUUAGCCAAAAUUACCAUGGGCGUGGUCAUUCAGCACAAGAAACUGCCAAUGAAACUGAAGAAACAAUUUAUACACUACACCAAUGUGCCAGUUGUAUACAAGAAGGAGUUAUUCUUCAAAAUGUAUGCAUAACAA
Owenia fusiformis is the source of this 609-nucleotide messenger RNA. NCBI's taxonomy places the organism in Eukaryota, Metazoa, Annelida, Polychaeta, Sabellida, Oweniidae. The record is from the annotation of a GenBank genome assembly.